This is a messenger RNA of Fusarium oxysporum Fo47, 2112 nucleotides long. Its product is annotated as glycoside hydrolase superfamily. Gene Ontology annotation, biological process: L-arabinose metabolic process. Lineage: Eukaryota; Fungi; Ascomycota; Sordariomycetes; Hypocreales; Nectriaceae. The transcript is spliced from 3 exons. Bases 1 to 1932 code for a protein of 643 amino acids. The record is from RefSeq and is a predicted model, not a curated record. Gene Ontology annotation, molecular function: alpha-L-arabinofuranosidase activity.
AUGCGUUACUCCCUAGCUCUAUCCUACCUACUCCAGUCUGUCUCUGCUCUAAGUCUGUCGGUAGAUUCCUCUGGUGGCAACUCUUCAAGCCAGCUUCUCUAUGGUGUGCUUUACGAGGAUAUAUACCACUCUGGAGAUGGCGGUUUGUACGGAGAGUUGAUCCGCAAUCGCGCUUUUCAGGGUUCAUCCAAAGACCGCGUUGCUAGCCUGGAUCGCAAUACGGACUUUUGGCACCCAGUCGGCGGUGUCACACUCUCUAUUGAUGAUUCAAAGCCUGCCUUGUCUUCCAGCCUGCCGUACCACCUACGCAUGGACGUCCCGAAAGGCGCAACUGGUAAGGUGGGGUUUUAUAAUGAAGGCUUCUGGGGUUUCAACGUCGAUGCCACCAAGCGCUAUAUCGCCAGUCUACACAUCAGAGGCGACUAUAGCGGCUCCGUCGAGGUGUACUUCAAUAACUCUAUCACGGCAAAGAAACUGUCAAGUGCUGCUGUCAAGGUAACUCAGGCAGAAUCCAAUGGCUGGAAGAAAAUUGAAACUCCUACCUUUCACCCUGCAUCUUCACCUGGAAAUCCCAACAACACAUUUUAUUUCACUUUCGACGGCGAAGCGCUCGCCGGAAAGUCACUUGACAUCAACCUGCUGAGUCUUUUUAAGCAAACUUACAAGAACCGCUUCAAUGGUUUGCGAGAAGAUCUUGCACAGGCCGUAGGCGACAUAGGCGCCUCGUGGAUCAGAUUGCCGGGCGGCAACAACAUGGAGGGUGUUGGUUUUCCCUAUCACUUCAAGUGGAACGAGACUAUCGGUGACCUCAAGGACCGACCUGGUAGACUAGGCACCUGGGGUGAUAUCAACACAGACGGCUUCGGUAUCCUCGAGCAGAUGCAGAUGGCCAAGGACUUGGACCUUACCGUCGUGCUUGGACUCUUUGCUGGGCUUUACCUCAAUGGAGACAUUAUUGCACAAAAAGACAUCGGGCCUUGUGUUGAUCUGGCGUUGAGUGAGCUGGAGUUUCUCACUGGUGAUACAUCUACAAAACAUGGGUCACUACGUGCCUCUCUCGGAUUCCCUGAGCCGUUCACUGUUGAGUGGGUCGAGAUCGGAAAUGAGGACUAUCUCAAUGGCGGUGAACCGACAUACAAAUCGUACCGCUUCAGGGCAUUGUACGACGCCAUUCGCGCCAAGUAUCCCAAGAUGAACGUCAUCUCGUCCAUCAACCUGUCGCCAUCGCCUGACAAGGGAAACGGAGGUAUAGUAGACCUCCACAUCUACGAUAACGAGGCCCAUUUUGCCAGCCUGUUCAACACCUUCGAUCAGGCAAGCCGAGACUAUCCCGUGUUCGUGGCUGAAUACGCAGCCAUCCGAUCGGGCUCAAACAGCGGCGGCGAGAUUGGCGCGCAGACCUUCUCGAUGGCCUGUGCCGAGGCUAUAUUCCUGCUGGGCUGUGAGAGAAACUCCGACGUUAUUGUAGGCAGUGCCUAUGGCGCUCUCAUCAAACAAUACGACGAAGAGCCGCGAACGGUUGCGGUGUUGAAACAUACGGCCGACCAGAUCCUCAAGACGAACAGCUUUUAUGUGCAGAAACUUUUCGCUGCCAACUUGGGUUCCCAGACUGUCCCUGUCAAUGCCACUGGAGGGGGCUUCGGUCCUGUUUACUGGUCUGCGACCAAGACGGCGGACAGAACCUUGCUUAAGCUGGUCAACUACAAUGGCAACACAGGCCCUUCCAAUGCGGUCAAGGUUACGGUUAAGGGUUCCAAAGCUACCACGGCUACGCUCACUGUCCUGUCCGCGCCAAAUGGGUCCAGUGUUAAUAACCUCCCUGGUGGUGGAGGCGAAACAAGCUCAAUCAGGACGGCGAGCCUUAAAGCAGAGAAUGGGGUAUUCUCUGUGAUCUUUUCGAAAUCUUAUGAGAUAGCCAUUCUUAGCAUUUAAGGGGCUUUAGUGUUAGCUAUAAUACCUUGGGAUUCAACUAUCCUAUCAAGAAAAGGUAACUAUGCUAUUAAAGAUAUAGGGUUCUACAGUUAGGGAUAUUGGUUUCCCAAUUGCUAUAGUAAAGGUAGGAUAAUAAAUAUAUAAUUCAUUCAGCACAUUCAAGUUAUCUAGAAUGCUUUC